AUGGCGCGUCUCACGCAGUACAAUUAUGUGUUCGCUAUUGGCACCUUUUUUGCCAUGCUAGAUGCAUACAACAACGGUGCUAACGAUGUCGCAAACGCAUGGGCUACCUCCGUCUCCUCACGCUCCGUCUCCUACCGCCAGGCCAUGAUCCUCGGUACGAUCUUCGAGAUGGUGGGCGCCAUCACCGUCGGCGCCCGAACUGCUGAUACCAUCAAGAACGGAAUUAUUCCCACCAGCGCUUUCAAGGGCGAUGCCGGUGUUCAAAUGCUGGCUUUUACGUGCGCCCUCGCUGGUGCAUCCCUGUGGGUCAUGUGGUGCACCAAACAUUCCGCUCACGUCUCCUCAUCGUACUCGCUCAUUUCCUCUGUCGCUGGCGUCGGUGUUGCAGUCGCAGGUGCUUCCAACGUCCAAUGGGGAUGGAAUAAGGGCAAGGGUCUCGGUGCUAUUUUCGCUGGUCUUGGAAUGGCCCCCGCCGCUUCCGCAUGCUUCGGGGCUAUCAUCUACAUGUUGAUCAAGCUGACGGUUCAUCUCCGCAAAAACCCCAUUCCUUGGGCCAUCUGGACCGCACCCUUUUUCUUCCUCGUCGCCGGAACCGUCUGCACACUUUCGAUCGUCUACAAGGGGUCACCUAAUCUCGGUCUAAACAAGAAGCCAGCAUGGUAUGUCGCUGCCGUUACCCUUUCGUGUGGUUUCGGUCUCGCCUUUCUGUCAUUUGUGUUCUUCGUUCCCUACCUGUACGCCAAGGUUGUGAAGCGCGACGCCACUGUACGUUGGUACCAUGUCAUUCAAGGACCGCUUCUGUUCAAACGCCCCGCUCAAGACAAUGUCGACGCUGCCGUUGUCCCCGACUACGCUGUUGUACAGGAUGACGAUGAAAUAAAGCCCGAGCACAGCAGCGACUCAGACAUUGGCAUUGCUACCGAGACUGAGAAGGGGGUCGUAGUCGAGGAGCAUCGCCAGCUCAGUUACAAGGAACUUGUCGCACAAGGCCAGGAACGCUUUCACGCCAAGCUCAGGUCUAAAAAUGAUCUUCUCGGCUGGGCAAUGCGCUAUCUCCACGAGAACAAGAUCCAGACUGGCGAGAUCUAUGAGAAGAAGAACAUGGUCAUCACACUGAAACGUAUUCCCGCCAUGCUGUUGGUCGGCUGCCUUUAUGGUCUCAACUACGACAUUCACGCUGCUCAGACUGGUAUCCAUGGUACUCCCGAAGGUAAACGCAUGGAGCGUGUUUACGCCCACGCUAAGAAGUAUCCCAACGAGGUCGAGCACACCUAUUCUUUUGUUCAGGUUCUCACUGCCUGUACUGCCUCCUUCGCUCACGGUGCCAAUGAUAUUGGUAACGCUGUUGGACCCUGGGCCGUCAUCUACAGUGCCUGGAACACGGGAAAUGCUGCGCAGUCAAAAGCACCUGUUCCGCUCUGGCAACUUGCUGUUCUCUCGGCAACCCUAUCUCUUGGUCUCAUCACCUACGGCUACAACAUCAUGAAGGUCAUGGGCAACAAAAUUACCUACCACUCUCCUAGCAGAGGUUGCUCCAUGGAAAUGGGUGCCGCGCUUACCGUCCUCAUCUUCUCGCAAUACUCCCUCCCCGUUUCAACAUCCAUGUGCAUCACCGGCGCCACCGUCGGAGUCGGUCUCUGCAACGGUACCUACAAGGCUGUCAACUGGCAGCGAGUUGGUCUCUUGGUGUUUUCUUGGAUCAUGACUAUUCCUAUUGCUGGUACAAUCGGUGGUCUCUCUAUGGGCAUUAUUCUUAAUGCGCCUCACUUCAACACGGCUUAG
This is a messenger RNA of Pyrenophora tritici-repentis Pt-1C-BFP, 1782 nucleotides long. RefSeq names its product PitA, Phosphate-sulfate permease. NCBI's taxonomy places the organism in Eukaryota, Fungi, Ascomycota, Dothideomycetes, Pleosporales, Pleosporaceae. Gene Ontology annotation, cellular component: membrane. The record is from RefSeq and is a predicted model, not a curated record. Gene Ontology annotation, biological process: phosphate ion transmembrane transport.